AUGACAACACUAUCGCUGCUGAAGCAUAGGUCAGAGUUCGGGUCACUGAAGAUCAGACCACUGUUUGACCGAAAAGUGAGUCCCAAUCCACACCACAAAUGGUUGUCAAAAGAGUUGAUCCAAUGGUCGAAACGGUUCGCCGAUCAUAACCAACGCUUGGAUGAAAUGUCUGUUUUGUUUACGAGUUAUAUGUAUAGCGGUUGCCAACAGAGGGUCCGAUUGUUAGCUGUGGGCAAAUUUGUAUGUUUUGCCUUUUACCUUGAUCAACACAAGGAAAAAGCUUGUAGGGAACGGUCGGCCCCUUUGAUGGUUGAAUUGAUUAAGAAACUGGUGACCACUGUAUUGACCGGACGUACGGCUAAGGAGUUUGUUUUAGGCAGACGAUUAUUGGAUUUGAUGGAGGGAUUGAAUGUGUUUAUGACCAGAGAUCAGAUGACAGACAUGAGACACAGAUUGACAAUAUAUUUUAAAAGCCAUCGGGAAAUACAUUGCAAUUAUUGGCUUAAGAAUCGGUUCAUACAAUACGAUCAAUACUACGAACUCAGGAGCAAAGAAUCGGGCUGGUUAUUGUUGGUAUCACUUAUGGAAAUCAUUGUCGACUAUAGGCCACCCGAUUCGGUGCUCCGGUAUUUAUCUGUGGACAAGUUGGUCACAUCGGCCACACGAUUAGGUCUGGCAGUCGACGACUAUUUGUGUUUUAUGCCAAAACUGGCCGCCAAUGACAUCACUACUGGUGUCAUGUCUUACGCCUCGACCAAGAAGUGCAGUCUUCAGACGGCACUCGACUCACAGUUUCAGCUCAUUAAGCACUUGGAGGCCGAGUGUCAGUCCCUCUCCUCGACUAUAGCCAACAAAGUCGGUGCCGAGUCUCAGACACCGGCACUCAUGGCAUAUGUGAAUGCAAUGAUGGAUAUGUCUUAUGGUGUUUCCCAAGCAAUUGAAAUGUUGUUUAACUUUGAAAUGAAUGAUGGCUUGAUUUGGUGCCCAAAGUGGGAUCAACUGAUCGUGCUGGAAAUCAUUCACAAAUAA
Molecule: messenger RNA, 1029 nt
Organism: Medioppia subpectinata
Lineage: Eukaryota; Metazoa; Arthropoda; Arachnida; Sarcoptiformes; Oppiidae
Source: the annotation of a GenBank genome assembly